Etheostoma spectabile (orangethroat darter) is the source of this 2066-nucleotide messenger RNA. RefSeq names its product cyclin-D-binding Myb-like transcription factor 1. The coding region runs from base 105 to 2066 and encodes 653 amino acids. The record is from RefSeq and is a predicted model, not a curated record. Gene Ontology annotation, cellular component: nucleus. Gene Ontology annotation, biological process: regulation of transcription by RNA polymerase II. Gene Ontology annotation, molecular function: DNA-binding transcription factor activity, RNA polymerase II-specific; RNA polymerase II cis-regulatory region sequence-specific DNA binding. NCBI's taxonomy places the organism in Eukaryota, Metazoa, Chordata, Actinopteri, Perciformes, Percidae. The transcript has 17 exons.
AUCUUCAAACCUGGCAACCUCGUCGGCCCUCGACUCCUCCAUCCUGGCAUUUACCUUCAUCCUGGUAACUCGCAAGUCCCCGGACCAAAAACAGGAAGUGCACGAUGAGUUCAGCAGCCGAGGACGAGGACGCUUCGGCGUCAGAAACCGUCAAGUCGCUCACGCUCACGCGGGACAGCGACGGGAGCAUCAUACUGCACUGCCCCCCCAACGAUGAUGACUCAGAGCCCCUCCAGAAGAAACUGUGCCUCUCUACAGACGAACAGGAGGACUCGGACACGCCCCGUCUCGUGGUCACCCUUACCGAUGUCCGAGAGCGACGAAGGCUUCGAGGUGACGAUGACGGCCACGGCCGACGGGGAUCUCUCGGAGGAAGGUUGUCGCUCGAUUCAGGAUCUGCAGGAGGAUGUCAUGAUGGGUUUUUGAACUAUCCUCUGUUCAACAUUUCUUCCACUUUAGGUCACAAGUGGAAACAGGGCAUGUGGUCCAAAGAGGAGAUCGACCUUCUGAUGAGCAACAUCGAUCAAUAUGUUAAAGGCCGAGGCAUCGAGGACCCAGCAGAGAUUAUUUUUGAGAUGUCCAAAGAGGAGAGGAAGGAUUUCUACCGCUCCGUCGCGUUGGGCUUAAACAGGCCGCUGUUCGCCGUCUACAGACGAGUUCUACGAAUGUACGACAACCGCAACCACGUCGGAAAGUACACUCCUGAUGAGAUAGAUAAGCUAAAAGCGCUGAGGGAGAAACACGGGAACGACUGGUCGACCAUCGGGGCGGCGCUGGGUCGCAGCGCCUCGUCGGUCAAAGACCGCUGCCGACUGAUGAAGGACACCUGCAACACAGGUAAAUGGAGCGAGGAGGAGGAGCGACGUCUCACCGAGGUUGUGUACGAGAUGGCGGGUGCGUCGCCGGGGUCGGCGGUCACAGGCGGCGUCUCCUGGGCAACGGUCGCCGAUCAGGUUCGCACGCGCUCAGAGAAACAGUGUCGGUCCAAAUGGUUGAACUACCUGAACUGGAAACACAGCGGAGGGACCGAGUGGAUGAAGGAGGACGACAUCAACCUCAUCCGCAGGAUAUCGGAGAUGGAGGUGGAGGACGAGAACGAAAUCAAGUGGGAGGAUCUCGCAGGCGGGUGGAGCAGCGUCCGGUCGCCACAGUGGCUGCGCUCCAAGUGGUGGAGCAUCAAGAGACAAGUAACCAAUCACAAGGAGAUCCCUUUCAACGUCCUCCUGAAGGGUCUCCAGGAGCUCAUGGCGUCCUCACAGACCACAUCUGGACCAGGGAGUCCCUCCUCCUCCUCCUCGGCCCUUCAGAUCCGACUCGCCCGAUUGGAGGAGAGCGGCGGCGGCGGCGGCCCGGCCCCCGGCUCCAUGGCGGCGCUGCAGAUCCCCCUACAGAUCCCGCUGCAGAUCACACACCUGGCUUCGGAUCCUUCAGCAGCAGCCAGCGACAGUGAGACCAUCACCCUGAACACGGGGGCCCUGCAGACCUUCGAGAUCCUUCCUUCCUUCCACCUGCAGCCCACCGGCACCCCUGGGACCUACUACCUCCAGACAACGUCCAAUCAGGGCCUGCCACUCAGCCUCUCCACCAGUCAGGGCCUCCCGCUCAGCUUAGCCAAUAACAGCACGGUUACCCUGACGACAGGCUCCUCGCCCUCAUCACAUGAACACAUUAUCCUCCACAGCCUGUCGACGGACGGCCUCUGCUCCGGCGACGGCGUCAUCAUCCAGACUGUCACCUCUGACCCCGCCUCCUCGGACCCUCUUAGCCAAUCACAGCUGGCUGUGGAGACGGGACGGCGGAGCCCGGACGAGCGCCUGGACGCCACGAGUCUCCUGGAGGAGUCAGAGAGCGUUGGCACGGAAACUCAGGAGCCAAUCACAGACGACUUCACUGACAAGGAGCUGAGUUCAACGGCUGUUGAGGGUCCAGUGGUGCAUUCUGGGAUAAUACAUCUGGCCAGCACUGGGUUGAUUGUGUCUCUCACAUCAGAGCACACGGACAGGAUCCGAUCCUGGAGAACCAGGAAGGCUCCGACUGAGCCGGACGUCCAUCGUGGCAGGCGGUGA